AAUACCCAAGAGAAAGUGCGAGACAAGAAGAGAGGCCACAAUGUGCGGCGGCGCCAUCCUCGCGGAGCUGAUCCCGCCGACGACGCGCGGUGCGUCGAAGCUUCCGGCCACGGGCCGUGCGUGGCCGGCGAGCUCCGAGUCCACCAAGAAGGGGGUCAAUCGUCCCAGGAGGCACCAUGCCGACGACUUCGAGGCCGCCUUCGAGGACUUCGAAGACGACUUCGACCUGCAGGCGGAGGAGGACGACGACGACGGCCAUGUCGUUUUCGCGUCCAAGCCUGCAUUCUCUCCUGCAUACGAUGAUGGUCGCGCGGUACGGUCGGCAGGCAGGAAGAAGCGCGUCAGCCGCCUCCACGGCAUCCGGCAGCGGCCAUGGGGCAAGUGGGCGGCGGAGAUCCGCGACCCGUACAAGGGCACCCGCGUCUGGCUCGGCACGUUCGACACGGCCGAGGAUGCAGCCCGGGCCUACGACGUCGCCGCCCGCCGCCUCCGCGGCAGCAAGGCCAAGGUCAACUUCCCCUCCGCUACCGGCGCGCGCCCACGCCGCUCAGCCAACCGCGGAAGCGCCCCGAAAGCGCAAUACCCUCCGGCGCAGACGAUGACAUACAACGCCACAGAAGCAUCAUACGCAAAGCCGAAGCAGGCCGCGGUCGCCGUGAAGCCCGAGCUGAUGGCUUCUUUCGACAUGGACGCCUUCUUCGAUCUGACGGCCGCCGUCGCCGUGCUUCCACCGGUCAUGGAGAGCUCCUUCGCCGACAGCCCCGUGAAGAAGCCAAUUGCCGAACAGGACUCGUCGGAGGCGAGCAGCGGCGCCGCCGCGCUGGCCUUCGCGGACGAGCUGGGGUUCGAUCCGUUCAUGUUGUUCCAGCUCCCCUGCUCGGACACGUACGAAUCCAUCGACAGCUUCUUCGCCGGCGACGCUAACAUCCAGGAUGCCACGGGCAUGAACAGCGGCAUGGACGGCGUCAGCCUCUGGAGCUUCGACGACUUCCCCAUGGACGGCGCCCUUUUCUGAAGAUGUCCGUACGAUGCACUUGAUCGGAUCUGAGGCCGAGGAACGUUAGAUGUUUGCAGAAGGCUCCUCCCACACUAUGAUGGUUGAUUGCAUCCAGAAAACGCUGCUUGAUGCACCAAACUACAACGUUCCUGGGCCAAGGAUCAUGGUUGCUUUCUUGCUCAUCAGAAUAUAUUCUACGCUUCUACAGCUGGAGUUUAUUCGUCAGACUGUGUAUCCGUACUGACGGCCGGCUGAUCAAACUGUAUUGUACUGUGUCAUGAUUUGUGCAACCCUUUCAUACUGUUGAUCAAUAGUCCUAUCAAGUGAUCAUGUCGGCGAUUCCGUCUAUUAUUGCGCUUGUGCUUGUGUGCUUGUUAACCAAAUAAGUUUGUGAUGUCGUGUAACCUACUCAUCCUGUCAUGUUGAGCUGGAUUAUAUAUGUAUGUUUGUAAGUUUCUGAAUUCA
Lolium rigidum is the source of this 1462-nucleotide messenger RNA. RefSeq names its product ethylene-responsive transcription factor 1-like. Gene Ontology annotation, biological process: regulation of DNA-templated transcription; ethylene-activated signaling pathway. The coding region runs from base 41 to 1015 and encodes 324 amino acids. NCBI's taxonomy places the organism in Eukaryota, Viridiplantae, Streptophyta, Magnoliopsida, Poales, Poaceae. The transcript has 3 exons. The record is from RefSeq and is a predicted model, not a curated record. Gene Ontology annotation, molecular function: DNA-binding transcription factor activity; DNA binding.